AUGGAUCCUUUGUGUGCCAGGAAGUUUUACAGUAUAGAAAGCCUUAAAUGUGCAGGAGUUAGACUACAAACAUUUGUGGAUUGGCCUGUUAAGUGGCUAAACCCUAUUGACUUAGUUGAAGAUGGGUUCUAUUACCUCCGCAAUAGUGAUUACUGUGGUGCUCCUCCCAAGGAAGAUCUGGGAUUGAUAAAAUUUAGGAAAUCGCUGAAUCCAGGAUUGGUAACUUAUAAACGUCGCCUAGAGACAUUUGAUAUGACAUGGCCUGGAAGUGUUAAGCAAACUUCUCAUGAGCUGGCAGAAGCUGGGUUUUUUUACUGUG
Messenger RNA from Procambarus clarkii (red swamp crayfish), 319 nucleotides. RefSeq names its product putative inhibitor of apoptosis. Gene Ontology annotation, biological process: negative regulation of apoptotic process; regulation of cell cycle. Gene Ontology annotation, cellular component: cytoplasm; nucleus. The record is from RefSeq and is a predicted model, not a curated record. NCBI's taxonomy places the organism in Eukaryota, Metazoa, Arthropoda, Malacostraca, Decapoda, Cambaridae. Gene Ontology annotation, molecular function: cysteine-type endopeptidase inhibitor activity involved in apoptotic process.